AUGGAUUAUCCACAACAUGACACGCCUACAAAGGCCCGGGUUCUAGGUACUAUAUCAUACCUGGAGAGAUAUAAGAUCCCUUAUUUUAAAAGUAGGGUUUUCGAGCAUGCCGGCGUAAGCCAUCGGCAAGGCUGGCAAAUUCUAAACGAGGGCCGGGCCCGACGGCACAAUGGCGACACCCAAACUACCGAACGACGUGGCCGUAAGAAGGUCCUUAGCAAAGAGGAUCUCCAGGCGAUGGAAGACCUGGUCUGGUCUCGAGACUUUGAGGCCGCGGCUCUGACAUGGCAGUCUCUGGCAUGGGAAGCCGGAAUUCAUACAUCCUGCAGUUGGCGUACUAUUCAACGCGCUAUAGGUACUCUUGGCUAUCGGAAGUGUAUUACCUGCGAUAAAGGUUGGGUCUCGUCGGAUACAGCAGCCCGUAGGGUCAAAGACGCCCAAGUCGCCCUCGAGAAGAGGCCUCGGCCGCAAGACUGGCACGAUGUCCGGUUUGCUGAUGAGUUGCUUUUUAGCAUCGGGCCUCAAGGGAAGGCACGGAUCAUUAGGAAGCCAGGCGAGCGAUACUGUCCAGAGUGUACCCAGGACCGGGUUCUUCCGAAGCAGAAGGAUGUUAAGAGGCUCCACGCAUGGGCGGCAGUCGGCCAUGGCUUUAAAUCGUCCCUCAUAUUCUAUGAAGGCCCUACUAAUACCAACGGCAAGAUAUCUCAUCAGGCCUAUCGCGAUUCUGUUCUUGAGCCUGUAGUGGGUUCGUGGAUCGAUGCCAGCCACCAGUUUGUCCUCGAGGAAGAUGGAGACUCCAAGAAUGGUUUAGGGUCUGACGGUAUCGUCGAGAAGUGGAAAGAUGAGCAUGGCUUAAAGCGAUAUUUGAAUACGCCUCAAUCGCCAGAUCUCUCCGUGAUGGAAGACUGCUGGAAGGCCCUGAAAGCCCAAAUUGGAGAGCGUGAUACCUGGGAUGUAAAUGAGUUGAAAAAGCUGGUAAUUUUUGGUUGGGAUCGUGUUGAACAGAAAACAAUCGACCAAUGGGUCGAAUCUAUGACGCAGAGAAUGAGGGAUGUGAUUAGCUGUGAGGGUCGAAUGACUGAGCGGUAG
Messenger RNA from Colletotrichum truncatum, 1089 nucleotides. Its product is annotated as HMG box protein. The record is from RefSeq and is a predicted model, not a curated record. NCBI's taxonomy places the organism in Eukaryota, Fungi, Ascomycota, Sordariomycetes, Glomerellales, Glomerellaceae. Gene Ontology annotation, molecular function: nucleic acid binding.